Messenger RNA from Tetrahymena thermophila SB210, 1905 nucleotides. Its product is annotated as transmembrane protein, putative. The transcript has a single exon. NCBI's taxonomy places the organism in Eukaryota, Ciliophora, Oligohymenophorea, Hymenostomatida, Tetrahymenidae. The record is from RefSeq and is a predicted model, not a curated record.
AUGCAGAAUAUCAUUUAAAGUUUAUUGUAUAAAAGUAAUCAAACAUUACUAGAAUAACUAGGUUAGGGAUAAAUGAUAUAUUAAUAGUUUAUGACUGAAGUUAUUGAUUAUCUUUAAAACCAUUUAGAAUCUUUACAAAAAAGCAAGCUUCGUUAGCUUUUUAGUUCUAAUUCAAGUAGAGCCAAACAAAUUUAGUAAGAAAUCGAAAAAAUGCAAAUAAAAGCUAAAUAAAAUUACAAAAAUUUCACUUUAGAGAUUAAAAAGUUAGCAGAAAACUAAAUUGAUUAUAUAUAAUAACACAUUAUGAAGGAAAUAGAAUAAAUGAAAAAAUGUAACACUUAUACACAAUAAUAAAUUGAUGACUUAAAAGACAUUCUUAAUUAAAUUGUGAAAUUAAUAAGCAAAACUUUUGUUCAAGAACAUGGUGAGUAUAACUCAAAAUUAGUAAAUUAUCAUUUUUUUGCGAAUGCUGUAUUAUAAAUUGGAUCAAUUGGAGUUUAUUAUUUAUUUGGACUUUCAGCUUGUGCAUUAGUGGGUUCACUGACUGCUUUAAUUGGUGUUUUUUAAAUGGAACAUUUAGAUGAGAAAUAUAGAAAUAAAAUAUAAUCUUGUAUUGAUGAUGUUAAGUAAAUGAAAAAAAAAUAAAAAGUUGAAGCAGAUAAUGAACUUAAUUUGGUAAAAGAACAGCUAUAGCAAGAAACAAAUAAAAUAAUUAUGAAGGUUGCUUCUAGUUUUUAGUCUGAGGAAUGUAUAUUAUGGUUAGAUCAGAAUAUAUCUAGCAGUGAGAAUAGACAAUAUUGCUAAAAAAUUCAAGAUUCUUUUCCAAAUAAGAUAUUUUGCUUCACACAUAAUAAAGAAGAAUUCAUAUAGCAUUUAAAAUAGAGCUCUGUUGCAUAUAUAAUCAUAUCAGGUUCAUAUGGGAAAUAGAUGAUGAAGGAUCUUCUCUUAUAUUCAGGGAUAAAAACAAUAAUAGUAUUCUGUUAUGAUAUAGAAAUACACAAAUGGGCUAUGGACUAUUAGAUAGUUGCCAAAGUAGUUAACGUAUUUCAGGAUGUUAUUUAAGUAUUGAGUGAUUUAGUGAACUAACAUACCCUAAUAGGAGCUUGUCAACUGAGGUAAUUUCCAAAUUUCUUAAAGAAAAAUAGUAUUUACUAUUUAAGUAAGGAGUUUUCAGAAAAAGGGUUAAGCUAAAAAACCUCAGUGGAUGCUUUGUCAAUAGUUAAUGACUCUCUUAAAUAAUAUCCUGAAAGGAUUAAAUAAAAGUAUUUUUAAUUUCUUACUUCAAAAGAAUUAAAAAUUCUUGAAAAUCAGAUUAAGUUUGCUUUAUAAAAUAAUUAAGAAGUUAAUGAUUAAAUUUAAAUUUAAAAACGAAUAAAAGAAAUAAUUAAGCUCUAUACUUAUGAAGGACCCUUUUACAAAAUGUUAAAUACUAUUUUAAAUAUUUUGAACCAAGAAUAGAUUGAUACGUACUCUUAAGUAAUAAAAUUAAUGAGAUAUGCUUUAUUUAACUAUAAUGACAGAUAAAAAGAAAUAUUCAGUGACAAAUAAUUCAGAUUGUAUAGGGGUAUCAAUUUUGAUCCAAGUCUUUUUAAGAAAUAAAAUAGAAUAAAUGAAGUUUUUAUCUUCCCUGCAUUCACAUCGACUACUCCUGAUUUUGAAAUUGCAAAACAAUUUUCUCAACAAAAUAAACUUGUCAUUGAAAUUAGUUUUGAUGAAAAACUAUUUGGAAAAGACUUUAAUAUGUUGAGACCCAAAAAAAUUCUUGCAGAGGAUUCAUACUAUCCAAGCGAAAAUGAAUUUUUAUUUCCUUGCUUUUCUGCAUUUUUAAUACUGGGUUAUAUUGAAAAAAAUGGUUACACAAUAGCAUAAACAAGGUUUAUAGAUUUAAGUGAAACUAAUGAAUGA